ACUGAGUUGUCAGUGGUCAGACACAGUCUUUAUCUAUGGACACAGUGUAUACAUUGUUUUGUGAAGUUUAAAGGAAAUUCAGAAUUUUUUAAGAAUUAAAGACUGAAAAUGUUAUUGUUUCGGUUCCAGAUCAAGAAUCUUUUUAUCGAUACGAUCUUGAUUGUGUAACUUGAGUGACCAUGCAAGCUCAAUCUUCUAACAGCAUGGAGGUGGCUGUGGACCCACAUACUACCCAAAUGAACCAGUUUAUGUCCUAUAUUAAAACUUUGGACAAUCCUGACUGUAAAGAUGAUCUUAAGCUGAAAGCGAUUCAGGAAAUCAGUAACAAUUUUGAGUUGAUACUGAGCUCCACACACUAUACCACGUUCCUCAGUUUGUCCAUUAAGGUUUUCCUCAACAUUCUAGGAGAAGGCGAGCCAUAUUUUAUAGCCGAAUACAACAUUCAGCAAGUGAGAAAGUUAAUACUUGAAAUUCUCUACCGGCUUCCUACAAAUGAGCAUUUGAAGAAGUAUGAACGUCCUAUUCUGAACUUGAUGUUAAGAUUGCUAGAAACUGACAACGAAUCGAAUGUUUUAGUAUGCUUAAAAAUUAUAAUUGAGCUGCACAAAAUUUAUAAGCCCGCAAUGAAUAGCGGUAUCCAUCAAUUUCUGAAGUUUGUUAAAUCGGUCUACACAAACUUGCCAAACCACAUGCCAAAAAUAUUCGAGCCCAAAACUCCUAUUAAAGUCAAAGACCUGACCGAUUUAAACCUAGACGAACUCCUGCAGGAAACAUUUACGAUUAGAAGCAUUCAAACUGAAAAUCGAAGCGAAGAUGGAACACUCAUUGCUGAAUACUUUCUUAUUCCGAAAGCCGUAUUAUCUCUUAAAGUUCUUCAAGAGUUGCCCAUAAUCGUAGUGCUGAUGUAUCAAUUGUACAAACAAGACGUUCAUCAAGGUGUCAGCGAUUUUAUUCCGUUGAUCAUGAAAACUAUAACGCUUCAGCCGUCAUUAGAGCUCAGACAGAUGGACAACUUCAAUAAAGAGACAUUUGUCGAUUUCAUGGGAGCGCAGAUUAAAACUCUCAGUUUUAUGGCCUACAUUAUCAAAAGUUACAUUGAAGUCGUCAAAAAUCACGCAGACUCGUUAGUCCAAGGUAUGCUUGAGCUACUAUCGCUCUGUCCAAUGGAGGUGUCACAUUUAAGGAGGGAACUCUUAAUUGCUGCAAGGCAUAUCCUAGCUACAGAUCUGCGCACUAAGUUUGUGCCAUAUAUUGAGCGUCUAUUUGACGAAGAUGUGUUGCUGGGUCGUGGCUGGACGACUCAUGAAUCCUUACGCCCUUUGGCUUACUCCACACUAGCAGAUUUGGUACAUCAUGUCCGGCAGUUUUUACCUAUGGACGACCUUACGAGGGCAGUUCAUUUGUUCGGUAAAAACGUGCAUGACGAAAGCUUAGUCACUACCAUUCAUACCAUGUCUUGUAAGCUGUUGUUAAACCUAGUUGAAUGGAUUCGCCACAAAUCUGAGGCCGAAAAUAGGUACAACGAUGGAAGAGAUUUGUUGAUGAGAAUGCUCGAAAUAUUUGUACUGAAGUUUAAAACAAUAUCCAAAAUUCAUCUACCGAUUCUUGUAUCCCGUUCAGAUCAGAAAAAACUUGAGUCAGAGAGUAAAACAGAUUCAACCGAUAUUUUGGAAUCCCUAAAUACAAUCCAAUCUGAUGCAGGGUUAGUCAAGUCACGCUUCGGUAGUCAACAAAAUACCACCAAUACUUAUAGCGUAGCUGAGUAUAGAAGUCUGGUCAAAACGUUGGUGUGCGGUGUUAAGACCAUUACUUGGGUAUGCUGCAGCCGGAAAACUCCGACCGGCCAAACAAUGGCGGAAGCUCGACUUUUCCAACCGCAUGAAACGCUAAUUUUUGUCAGAUUGGUGCGAUGGGCUUUGAAAGCUUUAGAUGUAUAUACUCUUAAUAUAGGUCAUGUGUCAAAAGUUGUUAUGAAUAUGAAAGCAAAGGAGGAAAAGGAAGUGCUGGAACAUUUUAGCGGUGUAUUUUCCAUGAUGAAGCCUCAGACUUUUCAAGAAAUAUUUUCCAGCACCAUAGAGUAUCUAGUGGAAAGAGUCAACAAAAAUUCCACAUUGCAAACUAUUCCUAAUACGCUUCUGGCAAACCCUGCUACUAGCCCCAUCUUUGCAACUGUAUUAGUGGAAUAUUUGCUCGAACGUAUGGAAGAAAUGGGUGUAAAUGUCGAACGAAGCGAUCUUUAUUUGCGACUUUUCAAACUGGUAUUUGGAAGCGUUUCGUUGUUUCCUCAAGAAAAUGAGAACAUGUUAAGACCGCAUCUACAUCAAAUCGUUAACAAGUCGAUGGAAUAUGCUAUGUUAGCUACGCGGCCUCACAAUUAUUUUAUGUUGUUGCGUGCUUUGUUCCGUUCAAUAGGUGGUGGGAGCCACAACUUACUUUACCAGGAAUUUCUGCCAUUGUUGCCUCAACUUCUAGAGGGAUUGAAUCGUCUGCAGAGCGGAUUGCACAAACAAGACAUGAAAGAUUUGUUUGUAGAACUCUGUUUAACGGUGCCUGUUAGGCUCAGUUCGUUAUUGCCUUAUUUACCCAUGUUGAUGGAUCCCUUGGUAUCUGCUCUAAACGGGUCGCCAUCCUUAAUUAGCCAAGGUCUCCGAACGCUGGAAUUAUGCGUCGAUAAUUUACAGCAUGACUUUCUGUAUGAACACAUUCAACCUGUUAGAGCCGAACUUAUGCAAGCCUUAUGGAAAACAUUGAGAAACAAUGACCAGCUCGCCCAAGUAGCAUUUAAAGUACUUGGGAAAUUUGGCGGUGGAAACCGAAAAAUGAUGAUUGAACCUCAAAAAUUGGAGUUUAUUUCAUCUGAUUUCGACCCCCCCGCAAUAUUAGCAAGGUUUGAUGAUUAUCUGAAACCUGUAGAAUUCCCAGUUGCACCAGUUAUGGAGACAGCAUUUAACGCUCUCAAGCAAAGUUCUACUGAUCCAUUCUAUCGAAAGCAGGCAUGGGAAGUGAUAAAGUGCUACCUUACCGCAUCCAGAGGUCUCAGUGAUAACAAACAAACUUUGAUAAACUUAUUCUUGCAUCCCAGUUUUCAAGAUCCUGCAACAAUUAGAACUAUCAAAGGUUCAAACUAUUUGUCUAUUCAUAAACAGGCACGAGACACACAUCAGUUGGCUUUAACAGGGAUGAUUAUCGGGGCGGCUAUUAAAGAACUGCGUGAAGCAGCAAUGCAGACGUUUGUUUUGCUUGUAAGACAUUAUACCAUGGUUGCUGUAGCUCAAGAAUGUGGCGCUUUCGCCUACACCCCAGAACCCAACAAGCAAAUUGAUUUAGAUCCGUUGAUUUUGGUGGACGCUUUAGCUGUUAUAAUGGGACAUGAAGAGCGCGAACUGUGCAAACCAGGUCAUAUUGGUUUGAUGCUGAUAAUUGAUACGGCCACCACAUUGCUGGGUAGCAAAGAAAUGGCCUGCCGGCUACCACUCAUCGAGUAUCUAUCGGAGAAAAUGUGUGGUUUGUGUUACGAAAGGGCUUGGUAUGCUAAAUUAGGCGGUUGCUUAGCCAUUAAAUUUAUGUUUGAAAAGUGCGCAAUAAAAUGGGUGUACGAACAUAUGUACACGUUCCUUAAAGCAUUACUCUUUGUUAUGAUGGAUCUAACUGGUGAAGUAUCAAGCGGGGCUUUAGAUAUGGCACGUGAAAAUCUCCAGAAAAUGCUGAUAAUUCUUGCAAGCCCGCCACCUGAAGGUAGUGAUGCUGAGACGAAAAACUUGCAAGAAGAUGCCUUGAAAAAAAUCACACAUGAGCUGGUUCGUCAGGUGACUAGUCCGCACAAGAUGGUUCGAGAUCAAGCCAUGGCUAGUCUUCGCCUGAUUGCUAAAGAGCAAGACAAAACUGUAACAGAAGUCAUGGAACCGUUUAAAGGUAUCUUAGCAGAUUCGGUGCCACCGAAAAAUCAUCUACUGAUGCAUCAACCAGUUAUUGUUCAAAUGGGGCUUAUGGACGGUACCAUGUUUUGCAAUACACUACAACCCCGCCUUUUCACAUUUUCUUUCGAAAUUGCCGAGCAUAAAAUGUUUAUUACCGAUUUAUUAUCAUUAUGCAAAAUGGAAGACACUAGACUAAACAGCUAUUUCUGUUACAAGUCGAUUUCAAACUUUAACCCCCUGCGCCAAAGUGCUAUCAAAGUUUUAGCUUCGUGCUAUUACAUAGACCAAGUUAGAGACGCAAUUUUCGAGGUGCUGUACAAGGCCUUAGAAAAAUCGAAUGCUGAACUUCAAGAAACAGCGUUUGAAUGUAUGAAAACCUUCAUUGCAGGUCACCAGAUAGACAAGGAAAUAUUUAGCCCCAUGAUACGGCCUUUACUGCUUACCUUAGGAGACGAAAAAGUUGUUACUUUGAAUGGAGUAAAAAUGCUGUCUUAUUUGACACAGCUGUUUCCAAAUGGAUUCAAUGAGGAGCUUUUAUGUAGCCAGUUAUACAUCAUUUUAGAAAGUUUAUUGGGCAAAUUAACUGCAGCGUAUAAAGCGGCUCAAGAGUCUGGAGUUGGACGCACAACUAAGUUCGAAAUGGAAGAAAAAGUGGCAACGAUUAUAAACAUUUUCCACCAAACACCAGCUGCAUCUAGCCAGUACGUUUUAAAACUCAUUCAGCUGAUAAUACAAAGCGAACAAGCAAUUUCCAUUGAACCUAGUAGUACGUUUAGGGAACCUUUGAUGAAAUUUCUAUUAAAAUAUCCAUCCGAAACUCUCAACCUUCUGCUAGACGAUAAUUUUAUUAAAGAGAAAUCUUACAGUCGAUAUUUGGUGUUUAUGAUUAAGCAUAAAGACGGCAAAAUUUUCAGGGAUUAUAUUCAACAGCAUAUGGUGAGACGUUUGAUUAUUUUGGCUCAAUCCAACUAUGUGAGCAUAAAUCUAGGCAUACAGGAACGCAGUGAUUGCCAAAGGAAUGAGCUGCAAUUUCAAAGCAUCCGAAUAAUAUCGUUGCUAAUCAAGUUCGAAGACCAAUGGUUGGCAUCCCAACAGGAUUUAGUGCAAGCGUUGAAGCAAAUCUGGUGUGACGAUGGAUAUUUGGAGCGGCACAAAAAUGUACAAGCAAUGGACUACACUCAUUGGAAGGAACCAAAGUUACUGGUUAAGAUUCUGCUCCAUUAUUUUUGCCAUUACCCGAACGACGUUGAUUUAUUGUUCCAGUUAUUGAGGGCUCUUAUUGAAAGAUCCAUUCCCAAUUAUCAAUUUCUGAAGGAUUUCCUGGAAAAUACUGUAGCGAAAAAUUAUACUGUUGAGUGGAAGAGAGCUGCAUUUUUCAGAUUUGUCGAACUAUUUUCGAGCACUGAAAUGAGUCAAGAAUUAAAAGCUAAGGUGUUACAGUUGAUCUUGAUUCCAUGCUUCAGUGUUAGUUUUGAGCGCGGUGAAACAAACAAAUUGAUAGGAGGGCCACCAGCGCCAUAUCAGGAUAAUAGUGAAAAUGUGGUGUCAGUUUCUAUCACCAAACUUAUCGAUCCAGAUAGUCCGUUCCCGCAGGCCGAUUGUGUUAGAAUUUCACUACUCCAGUUUGCUUGUCUGUUAGUGGAACAGGCCAGUCCACAUAUUCACGAUCAUGACCCUAACAAUAAAGCUCAGGGCUACAAAUUGCGGCGAUUGAUGACUUUCGCGUGGCCAUGUUUGUCUGUUGGAAACUGUGUAGAUCCAGCAACAAGAUACCACGGCCAUCUGCUGCUUUCUCACAUAAUAGCUAAGUUUGCCAUUAAUCGGAAAAUCGUGCUUCAGGUAUUCCAUUCCCUGCUAAAAGCUCACGCAGCAGAGGCCCGCACAGUUGUACGGCAAGCUUUAGAAAUUCUGACUCCUUCCAUGCCAUUUAGAAUGGAAAAUGGGUAUGACAUGUUAACCCACUGGACUAAGAAAAUUUUAACUGAUGAAGGACAUUCCAUACAGCAAUUGUUUCACAUUUUACAGCUUGUCGUAAAACAUUACAAGGUGUACUAUCCAGUGCGUCACGAUUUAGUUCAGAAUAUGGUAAAUUCCAUACAACGGCUGGGUUUCAGUGCUCAGCCUAGUCUUGACCACAGGAAAUUGGCGGUCGAACUAGCGGAAGUGAUUAUCAAAUGGGAGCUAUGCGGAAUCAAGGAGGAAAACUCGCCUGGCGAUGGCGUAUCUUGUAACAUUGCUAAAACCAAAAAGUUCUUUAAGAAUCAAGUUGAAACGGGACUACGGCGAUCUAUUAGCGACGACAGAUCUGAUAGAACAGAUCCACAUAGAAAGAAACUUGCAUUGGCUUCUUCUGGAGGACCGAUUCCUACUCCUAUUAAAUCUACAGACCCGUCAGUUCCAGAACAUAUAGAUAAACGCCAUACUGAUACAGUUUUAAAUUUUUUGUUGCGAUUGGCUUGUCAGGUGAGCGAAAUGGCGCCUCAAAAUCCAGUUACACCCGCCAACACAAGUCCGGCCGAAUUGCUAUCGCGCCGCUGCAUACUUCUCCUGAAAAGCGCCUUAAAGCCGGAACUAUGGCAAGUGCCAGUGGAUCUUAAUUUGGGCUUUUUCAAUAAAAUAUUACUGUCUGUGGGGUCAGCCAAUUACAAUUCUUCGAACAUUUGCACCGCUUUAGAAUUGUUGACGUUCCUGUUAUCUGCCUUGAGAAGAGAACAGAUUUUGGAUCAAUAUAAACAUUUGCAGGAAGGACUGGCAGCAUGUAUUGUAACUUCCGAUGAAAAGAUCAUCCAAAUGAUGCACAGUUUGUUGGUAAACCUGUUUCAGCUGUUCCCAUUGGAAAGAGUCAACAAAAUCGAUGAGCUCAACGUGUUUUACAGUAGAAUCAAUGACGAAAUCCUAAAGAGCCUAAAUAAGUACGAAGAGAUCAAAUCGCCUAUGGCUCUUUUCGGCACCGUGAUGAUCCUGAAAGCCGCUUGCAUAAAUCGUCCCACGUAUAUUGACACUAUGCUGUUAACGUUUAUGAGAGUGUUGCACCAAGUGGCUAAGGAGCAUUUACAGCCCACGUCUCAAGAAUAUGUUUCUCGUACCGUGGAUGUACUUAUCCUUUGCCUGGAUUUGGUGAAAAAUAGAACUGAAGUUAUGAGUUUGGAAAUGAGAAAAUCAUUUAUAGGAUCUAUACUAGUAGGUUUGAUGGAGAAAACACAAAACGUCAAGGUGAUGAAAGCUGUUACAAAAAUGAUAGAGGAAUGGAUGAAAAGCAAAGAUAUAGGUGGAGUCAAUCCAGCGCCCAGCUUCCGAGAAAGGUCAAUUUUAUUAGUGAAACUUACCCAAUAUGUGGAAAAACGUUUCCCUGAUGAAACCGAAUUGAAUGCUCAGUUUUUGGAACUCGUCAGCUAUGUAUACAUGAACGAUACUUUAAAAUCAACUGAAUUGGCUUCUAAGUUGGAGCAAGCGUUCUUAGCCGGUCUGAGAUGCACUCAACCACACAUUCGAGCAAAGUUUUUCAAGAUACUGGAUUCGUCGAUGAAGCGUCGUCUAUACGAUCGAUUACUUUAUAUUGUGUGUUCUCAAAGCUGGGAACCAAUCGGGCCACAUUACUGGAUCAAACAAAUCAUCGAACUACUUCUGGUAACUGUGGCACCAUCCAUAGGAAUUGAAAUGGCCCAUCAGAGUAGUAUUUUGCCUAGUAUUACGUCAGUAAUUAAACAGGAAAAACGCACCGAAUUUCAAGAAACGAAUCCCGAAAAUGUAAAGUUCUACGAUUGUACUGAAAUUAAAGAGGAGGUAAUCGACAUGGAAUCUGUUGAAACACAACCCGAUGAAAAGCCAUUAAGUAGAGCGGAGACAAUCACCAAAAUGAUCAAUAAACAUUUUGAAUUCAUCGAGGUAUCACGAAACAUCACCACAGAGCAAUUUCUGUUGGCAGCCGCUCAGCUUUGUCACAUAGAUACCAAUUUAGCUGAGCAAGUGUGGCUUAGUCUGUUUCCUCAGUUAUGGAGUAUUCUGGACGAAGAAGAACGAGUUGCUAUUUCAAAGAGAAUAAUCGCUUUCAUUACCUCGGGUGCACACAGUGGUCAAAAAGAUUGUCAGCCGAGUGCCCUCAACACUUUUGUUGAGGCUUUGUUUAGAUGCAAGCCACAAGUGUACAUACCACCAGCUACCAUGAAGUAUAUUGCAAAACAUCACAAUCUCUGGCACAGAAUGGCCCUUGAAAUGGAGCAACAAGCAUUUGAUCCAUCAAUGAAAUCUGUUGGUGGUGGCAACUAUUAUGAGGUCGAUGGAGAGCAGGGUGAACUAUUAGAUUCAUUAGGAGAUUUGUAUCAUCAGAUGUGCGAAGAAGACUUGUGGGCCGGUUUAUGGCAAAAGCAUGCCCAUUAUAGAGAAACCAGUAUAGCAAUUACCUAUGAACAACAUGGCUUUUUCGAAAAAGCCCAAGGCCAAUACGAGGCUGCAAUGGAUAAAUUUAAAAGCGACUUGGCCCUCGGACCCGUUCCAGCUGAACAUCAACGUGAAAUCCUAUUAUGGAACAAUCAAUGGAUAAGAUGCGCAAAAGAACUGCAGAUGUGGGAUAUUUUAUCAGAACAUGCCCAACUGGGAGUAAAUGAUCCGAUGCUGCAAUUAGACUCCGCCUGGCGUACUUCUAAACCCAACUGGGAAUUGAUGAAAGAGGCACUAGUUAACGUGGAUUUUGUUUCCAAUAAGGAUACUGCGUGGAAAGCUACUCUUUAUGGAGGCUUUCUAUGCAUUUGUCAACCAGAAGAGAGUAAGCCGUUGUUGUAUGUUGAAAGGUAUGUGGAAAAUGCCAGCAACUCAUGUUUAAAUGAGUGGCGGCGUUUGCCUCACAUCGUCAGUCAUAUACACCUGCAAUAUCUACAAGCUGCUCAACAAAUUAUGGAGCUACAGGAAGCUUACCAAAUCCAUAAGUGUCUAUUGCAGGGUGGUGUCAACCCAACAUCGCUUCAUGAUUUAAAAGCCAUAGUGAAGACUUGGCGCAAUCGGUUGCCAGUCAUUGCGGAUGAUUUAGUGCAUUGGAGCGAUAUAUUUGCUUGGCGGCAGCAGCAUUAUCAAUUAAUAGUAAAGUAUCACGAAAAACAUCGUGAUACGACAAUGUCUAGCACCAAAAUAGGUAUAUGGAUGCACGCUUCCGCGCAGUCGAUUAUUCAUUUCGGAAAGAUCGCUCGUAAACAGAAGUUAGCCGGUGUUUGCUUGGACUCUCUGAAUAAGAUAUACAGUAUACCAAGCGUUCCCGUUGUUGACUGCUAUCAAAAAGUCAGACAGCAGGUGAAAUGCUACCUCCAAAUGGCCAGCAUGAAUAACAGAAAUGAAUUACAAGAAGGAUUGGAGGUGAUUAAUCAUACAAAAAUGGAGUAUUUCGCAAAAGAAAUGACAUCCGAGUUCUAUGCACUCAAAGGUCUGAUGUAUCAUCUUAGUGGAGAAUCAGAAGAGGCCAAUAAAACUUUAUCGGCGGCAGUACAGUUACACGACGCCUCCAUAAAGGCCUGGGCACUUUAUGGGGACUAUCUAGAAAGCGUCUUCUUGAAAGAUCCACGACAGAUGAGCAUGGGUGUCAAUGCAAUGGUAUGUUUCCUUCACGCCUGUCGCCAUCAAAACGAAGCGAAAGGCCGUAAAUAUAUAGCCAAAGUUCUGUGGCUACUCAACUAUGAAGACGACAAGAGUACUUUGCUUGAAGCACUUGACAAGUACGCGGUAGGAGUACCGCCACUCUUGUGGCUACCAUGGACGUCGCAAUUAUUAAACUUCUUGGUACAAUUUAAAGGAAAUGUCAUCUUAAACUUAUUGUGCCAGGCGGGCAGAAUGUUUCCACAAGCGGUGUAUUUUCCAGUUCGUCAGUUAUACUUGACAUUUCGGGCGGCGACCGCUAGAAAAACUAAUACGGCCCAGCAGGUUUCUCAAGAGAUACAAAAGGGGGAUAGUCAACAGGGAAACCAAGAAGGCAACGGCCAACCUGGAGACACUGUUGAAGUUGCGUCUGUUAAGGCUCCACCAUCUAUGGUAAAUUGUGUAAAAAUUAUGAACUUGUUGCGUAGUUUGCAUACAACAGUACUAACGAGCUUAGAAGGCAUUGCGGUUCAAAUGGAGUGGUUUAGGGAAAAUUGGCACGAAGAGGUCUUGAGGCAACUCCGUCAAGGAUUAACCAAAUGUUAUGCCAUCGCUUUCGAAAAUCGUGAAUCUGUAAAAGAAGUUAUAGCGGCUCCACAUAUUUUGAACUUUGUUAAUAAAUUGGUGUCCACAUUUGGAAUAGGUGUGGAAAAUAUCUCCAGUUCUGUAAAAGCCACCUCCUUCAAUUCGGCCGCUUCGGAAAGUUUGGCAAUGAGAGCCGAAGCCACAUAUCAAGAUCCGGUAUUUAAAGAAAUGAAAGAAGAAUUCAAGAAGGAUUUUGAUUUUUCGCAGUCAAAGAAAAUGAAAUUGCACACGUUAAUUUCCAAGCUGAAAAAAUGGAUAAAAAUCCUGGAAAACCGCUCAAAAACGAUGUUACAAUGUUUUCUGAUCGAAGAAAAAUGUCGAUUUCUGGCAAACUUUACAUUGAAAACUGCUGAAAUUGAGCUGCCAGGUGAAUUUUUGCUUCCGAAGCAUAACCAUUAUUUUGUUCGUAUUGCCCGAUUUAUGCCGCGUGUUGACGUCGUUCAGAAGCACAAUGCUUCUGCAAGAAGAAUAUAUAUAAGAGGCCACAAUGGUAAAGUUUACACAUAUUUGGUCGUAAACGGAUGUGCAUUUGGAGAUUCUAGAAGGGAAGAGAGGGUUUUGCAAAUGCUACGCAUGAUGAACAUGUUUUUAAGAAAGCAAAAAGAAACAGCCCGACGAUUUCUGCAUUUUACUGUUCCUCGAGUCAUAGCGGUCACUCAACAAAUACGACUAGUUGAAGACAAUCUAACUUCAAUAUCAUAUUUGGACAUAUUCAAGAAGCAAUGCGCUAAAUUAGGAAAGCAAGGCAUUGAUCAUGAAGACCCAAUUCAGUAUUACUAUGAAAGACUGGCCGUAGUUCAGUUGAGAGUGGGCAAAGUUAGUCAUCAAGUCUACAGAGAUAUUUUUAGAAGCAUUCAGGACACGAUGGUACCACGGACGGUGUUCAAGAAAUGGGCCAUACAGACGUUCCCAUCUGCGACAGACUAUUGGCAUUUUAGGAAAAUUUUUACCCUUCAGCUUGCAUUGGCUUGUUUCGCUGAAUAUGUUUUCCAUUUGACUAGACUUAACCCCGAUAUGAUGUAUUUGCAUCAAGAUUCUGGCCUCAUGAAUGUAGCAUAUUUUAAAUUUGAUGUUGAUGAAAGCACAGGCGAGCUGGAUCAAACCAGGCCAGUGCCAUUCCGCCUGACUCCUAAUAUAAUAGAAUAUUUGGCAACAAUUGGAGUGACUGGGCCCCUAACGGCUUCCAUGAUUGCCACUGCAAGAUGUUUGGUGUAUCCUAAUUUCAAAGUUUUAAAUAUAUUAAAGCCAAUUAUUCGUGAUGAAGUGAACCCUCCCAAACCGAAGAAAAGUGAUGCCAGUACCAAUCAGGAGGGGGUGUCUGAAGCGGAACGGAUAAGAAACGUCGUAGGACGGGCUGUGACCUCCAUUUCUAAUAGACUGAAUAGCUUAGCGCAAUUUGACGCCACUGAUAGUAAGGUGGCUACUUUGGUAGCAGCGGCCAGUAGCCCAGAUAAUUUAUGUAGGAUGGAUCCGGCUUGGCAUCCAUGGUUGUAAAAUUACACUUAGAUAUUAAAAGUAGGUUUAAUGGCGUUGCAAUUCUAAAAGACGAUGUUAGUAUUGAAAAACUAGUAGUUUUACCCGUUAAACCGUUUAUUUGUUAAUAUUUUUAAAUGGAAUGAGUUGAAUUAACAAUGGUUUGAGAAUAGAGUUAAUGACUGACUUUUCUUAUCAAACGUAUAUUUUGUACAGUCGUCCGUUAAGGGUGCAUCAACGAGCGCUUUGUAAAAUUUUCGCGAGCACACUUUCAAUUGCACCCAUAUUUCACUUACUUUAUAUCGACUGGCUGACUAUCGGUUGAUCUGACUUUUCCCAUGUGUAUCAUAUUUUGCUCAAUACGUUGAUUGUAUGUUUUACAUUGUAAUUAUCACAAUAUAAAACUUUUGUAUAUAAUUUUCUAUUUAAAAAUAAUCUUCUAGACAUACAUGACAAACAAAGUAUUAUUAUUAUUAUUAGUGGAAAAUAUUUAGACAAAUAGAUUACUAGGAAGAAGAUUCGCUUCGUUUACAAUAUGCGAAAAAUUAAAUAUCCUGGAAUAAUUUAGAAGUAGUUCUCUGGGCGCGGUCAGUUGCCGAUAAACAAGCAAUCUGUACUGCAUCAAAUGGUAUACAAAUAUCACAGAGAGAUCAAGUUUACCAUGAGUUUAAACGUCAAUUCAUGCGUCAUUUAAAGGUCAGUCGACGCGAAGAAGCGGUUUUUCAAUCUAGUUUAUAGAGUUUAACGCUUUCAGUUUAGAAUUAUGUUAAUUUAUUAUAAGGAAAUAAUUUUCUAUUUAAGAGUGUGACAGUUGUAUGUCUUGAGAAAAUCGGUAAGUUGCCAGUUGAUGUUUCCUACAAAGUUACUAAUGUUGAUUUUCGUCUAGUCGGAACAAAGUUUUUAUUAAAGAAAUUAAAUAAAUAUUCUGUUUCAAACGAA
Molecule: messenger RNA, 12533 nt
Organism: Dendroctonus ponderosae (mountain pine beetle)
Lineage: Eukaryota; Metazoa; Arthropoda; Insecta; Coleoptera; Curculionidae
Gene: Nipped-A
Product: transcription-associated protein 1
Exons: 63
Coding region: 180-11615 (3811 amino acids)
Biological process (GO): DNA repair; regulation of DNA-templated transcription
Cellular component (GO): nucleus; NuA4 histone acetyltransferase complex; SAGA complex
Molecular function (GO): protein binding; transcription coregulator activity
Source: RefSeq, a predicted model, not a curated record